Molecule: messenger RNA, 1476 nt
Organism: Aspergillus fischeri NRRL 181
Lineage: Eukaryota; Fungi; Ascomycota; Eurotiomycetes; Eurotiales; Aspergillaceae
Product: putative extracellular glycine/serine-rich protein
Exons: 2
Coding region: 1-1476 (491 amino acids)
Source: RefSeq, a predicted model, not a curated record
AUGGCUACACUACGGAGGGCCAAGACCAGCUUACUGGCUUUGAUCUUCUUGAUCGAUAUGGUCUCAUUUUCUGGUCUUGUCGGAGCUAGACCUAUUGCCAUGGACCAGUUAGAUUUCGAAGGUUACCACGGCAGACUUGGGCAGGAGGGAGCCGCUGGCCUCGCCGAGGAGCUCGACUGGCACAAAGCCUCUGGCGUGGACAGCAGCACGCACAUCCAGUCCAGACAAUACUCUGAUUUUGACGGCACCGCCACUGGCGACAUGACCACCGGAAAUGCCGCCGCAGGUAAUGGUCAGCCUCAGCCCGGAAGUACGACAACGGGAAACACUUGGGCCGGUAAUAGCUCUGGUGGAACAGCUCCUUCCGGUAUCGCGGUCACACCAUCCGGAGACGAAGAUGAAGGCACUCCUGCCUCGCCGUGGACCCCUGGCUCUAGCGCUCCAGGUACCGGGGCGAGCGGGUCUGCCACCGCAGGCAGCGAUCCCGGUAGCGGCUCUAAGGGUGGCGGUGCUCCGACCACCACUUCAGGCAGCUCUGGCACUUCCGCAUCUUGGGGUGGUAGUGGAGGCUCUAGCUCUGCUUCCGCGAGUCCGGGAACCAAGGCCAGCGGAUCUUGGGUCUCUGGUAAUGCUGGCGAGGCCAGCGGCACAGGUACCAAGCCUAACAGCAGCGGUUCCUCCCCCAGCAGCUCCGGGAGCAGCGCCAUGGCAGGCUUUGGCUUAGGUUCUGGAGAUGCAGCAUCUAAAGGGGGCGAAUCUGUUUCCAGCGCUCUCGGUGCGUCUGGAACCGCGAGCCCUGGAAUGCCAGCAUCUUGGGGUGGCAGUAGCAGUUCUAGCGACGGCACUGCGGGCAGCUGGGGCUCUGGCGCUGGCGCUGGCGCUGACGCUGGAACUGGCGCUGGAACUGGCUCUGGAACUGGCUCUGGAACUGGCUCUGGAACUGGCUCUGGAACUGGCUCUGGAACUGGCUCUGGAACUGGCUCUGGAACUGGCUCUGGAACUGGCUCUGGAACUGGCUCUGGAACUGGCUCUGGAACUGGCUCUGGAACUGGCUCUGGAACUGGCUCUGGAACUGGAACUGGCUCUGGAACUGGCGACGCAGUCUAUGGAAAGGACAGUCCUUCGACGCUUGCAAACGGUGCUAGAGCAUCUACCCCCAACGAGCCUGCAGAAUCCGGAACGGCUACAAAGGGUUCUGAAGCUGUAGACUCUACUCUCAGUCGGGCUUCAGCCAGCAUGGAAGCGCCAGACUCCGCCAGCACCAAGGUAUCUGAACAUACCAAGAGAUCGACUGAAACAGACCCGGUCAAUGGGGGCGGAAACACCAGCAAUGGAGUCAACGGUGGAGCGACCAACACCGGCGGCGGCACAAAUGUCAAUGUCAUCACGAGCCCACCCAACGGGGGUGAAAGAGACAAAGGGACCAUCAAUACGCUACUUGACAAGCUGAGUUCGAUUAUAAAGACUUUGCGCUGA